Messenger RNA from Xenia sp. Carnegie-2017, 858 nucleotides. RefSeq lists its product as uncharacterized. The coding region runs from base 24 to 428 and encodes 134 amino acids. The record is from RefSeq and is a predicted model, not a curated record. The transcript has 2 exons. Lineage: Eukaryota; Metazoa; Cnidaria; Anthozoa; Malacalcyonacea; Xeniidae.
GUCGAAAGCGAAAUCUUGGCAAUAUGUACACGGAACGCGUUCCCUAUAAGAAAAGAGCAAAAGAUGAAAAACGUUUAACAGUUAGCAUUGACGAAGAAUUCGUAGAACAAGAUUUUAAAAAAAAUCAAAAUGUUGCUACGAAAAGCAGUAAAAAACUUCAAUCAAAGUCUAAACUGCAAGCAAGCCAUCAAGAUUCAACUUACGAAGAGUUAGACUUGUCAAAAUUGAACGACAACAAUGACAAUCACCAGUCAUUGAAUGCAAACGAAGAAAACACAACAUAUCAAGAAUUGGAUGUAGCACAAAUGAAUAAAGAAGAUGACUAUCAGGCAUUAAAUGCAAACGAGGGAGACACAAUUUAUCAAGAGGUGGAUACAACGCUAAUGAAGGAAGAAGAUAACGAUUACAUGUCAAUGACAACAAAAUAAGAGAGAAAAAAGCAAUAGGUUUACGAAAUGACGCAUUUAAAAGUAACGAUGCGGAUAUCAUUUUAACUAUAUGUAAGUUUUAAAAUAUAUUUCUUCUUCCCGUUUCUUUUUUCUUGGACCUUGAAUAUGUAGAAAUAAGAAUUUAUUGCUGUGCUUUAUAAACAUGCGAGUGAGAAAAAAAAGCAUCUAUAAAUUUGAUUCUAUUUUCCUUCUUAAUUAUUACUAAUUAUAAUUGAUCACGGCCUACUAUAUUGGUGUUAUACACAUUUAUACACAUUUAAUGUACUUGCAGAAUAUAGGUCAAAAUCUUUUUUUGUUUUAUAUUUAAGAGGACAUUAAACUGUUUGCUUCAAAAAAUGUUCGCUCAAACUAAAUUGUUAACACCUAACAAAAAUGUAGAAAAAUAAUUUUAAAAAGAAAUGUUUACGCU